GCCAGCUCCUGGAGUAAAAAGAAUCUCCAUUAUUAUAUAGUACUACUAGUGUACUGUAGUACUUAUUUGCUACUUCAUCUCCUCUCCCUCUUUUAAUCAAAUCUAAGUAAAAAGAAUAUUGGUACUAUACCACUAUCGAUCUAUCUGAUCCGUGAAAAGCAAACAAGAAACUGUCAAAAAACAUUCUUCACAUUUUUAGAUUCUUGGGGUGUCUUUGUGUGUGUGUGUUGAGGGGAUAGAAGAUGACGGAAUGAGGAGAGAAGAGAAGAAAGUGAGGGGAGAUGGCAAGAGCAGCAGUAGAGUGGAGAGGAAAAUGGUGUUUAUAUAAGCAAACUAUGAUUGUUGUUUGCUCAACCAACAUUUUUGUUGCUCUUUAUGUGCUUCACUCUCUCUACACUUCUGUAUAUAUGUACCCUUACAAUCAUACUCAAACAGCUUUUAGGUAUACCUCAGAUCAGAUUAGGAAAAUGGAAGAGUCAAUUCAAUUACGGAAACAACUAGAACCUAUAGAACUUAUUAACGUGGUAAAUCGCUUAAAGAUCGAACUUUUGAAGGAUGAGAAGGUGCAACAAAUACCGCAGCAUAUUAAACAGAAGAUAGCAGAUGAGAUACUAGUAACUUUAAAAGCCGUGAAUGCCAAUGCCGAUGCAACGCUGCUACAAGAUGCGGUGGAAAGUUGGCGGAAAGAAAAAUUGAAAGAAGCUGCAGAAAUUAUUCAUGAGAAAACAUCAAAUUCAACUAUUUCUCCAGAGGAGGCUAGUUUACUUGCACGAGCUUUGGAGGAUGACUGGACUGAGCUGUCAGAAGAAAUUGGUCUCUGGAUACCUGUUCAGAUCACUAAUAAAGAACACGACGACAAACCUGAGGGUGAAGUGGAACUUGACGACGAAGUCAUAGCUGGCAAGCAGCUUCCUCCCGAGUGUCGUGCUGAAAUCCAUACUGAUUACGGUGGUGCUGCUGUAAGAUGGGGCCUUACACACCAUAAAAAAUCUGCAUAUGAGUGUUGCAUGGCUUGUUUGAAUCAAGCUAAGCAUGCCAAAACUAACCAAAAGAAAUGUAACAUAUGGGUUUACUGCCCGUCAGAGACAGGAUGCCACUCUCCGGACAUUUAUCAACACAAGCAUCAGGAGUGCUGGCUGAAAUAUGCAGAGACACCUACGUUGAAUUUUAAGGACCGCUAUCCUGAAACAUACAGAAAUGCUCACCCAAAUGCACCAGUAAUUGUUCCAUGGAUGUCUGGUGUUGUCAGUGUAUAAAUUUGCCGAGAAGAUGUUGUAACAUUGUGGCAAGAAAAUUGUGCGAUCAGUUUUCUUGAGUUGCAGUUUCUAUGGUCGAGCUGCUUCUCUUCGUCUUCUUGUUGUUUUGUGGGAAGAUAGAUUUUGUACCAAAAUAGAAAUUUGUUUUUGUAUCACACAGUGAUUAGAAUUUUGGAGAACUGGCGAAGAGCUAAAGGAUUGUGUUAAUGCUAAAACCUACUUUUAUUAUUCUAAACUAACUUAUGGUGUUUUAA
Messenger RNA from Nicotiana tabacum (common tobacco), 1510 nucleotides. RefSeq lists its product as uncharacterized. NCBI's taxonomy places the organism in Eukaryota, Viridiplantae, Streptophyta, Magnoliopsida, Solanales, Solanaceae. The record is from RefSeq and is a predicted model, not a curated record.